Molecule: messenger RNA, 3873 nt
Organism: Porites lobata
Lineage: Eukaryota; Metazoa; Cnidaria; Anthozoa; Scleractinia; Poritidae
Source: the annotation of a GenBank genome assembly
AUGAGCAUUUGCGCCAAUUUCACAGCAGUAGUAUCUAAAGCCUCGGAGGAUUUUGUGGUUAAAAUAUGUGUUAAAUCCGCUGUAUUGAAGAGGGUUGAUGAUGGACGAUUUAGAACGAUACCUAAGUCAUGCUUCUUAGUCAGAGCGCACCGAUGGAAGUGGAGGUUUUGUUAGAGUUGACCUCGUAGCAACACCUUAGACCACCACAUUGUGGAUGAGAAACUUUCAACUACAGGUUCCCUAAAUCCAUUAUUCGUCGGAUUUUUUAUUUUCUAACCAAUUGUAAACGAAGGGUGAAAAUAAAAAAUGAGGAGACCUUCCGGCCGGUGUACGCCAGGGGACUAAGUUAGGCCCGUGGUUGUUUAUAAUUAUAAUAAACGAAAAGGAAAGGAGGCAGAAAAAAUUUCAGGUUAAUAAGAACAAGUGCAAGGAAAUGGGUGUCUGUUUCUCAAAAUCAAGUAAUAAGUAAGAUCUCAUUGUCAUAAAUCAUAAAAUGGGAAGCAUAUCGAGACUAUUUCAUCUUGUUAAGUCCUUAGACUUAACAUCUCGGCUGAUCUAAAAUGGAAAGAACACGUAAAAGCCGCUGGAAAGGUUGCAUUGCGCAUGUAGAAAGAAAGCUCUUUCUCUCAGAAAGCUGACACAAGCCAAUGUUCCAUCCAAACAUUUCCUCCUGUUUUUAAAUACAUUUGAGAAUUUUUUCACAACUCAUUACCACCGUUUUCUGUAAGGUGACAUUGAGAGACUUCAAAAGAGGGAGCUUAGCAUUGUUUUUCCUGAAUCCUUAACGGAGAACGGAGAAAUUGCCUGAUGUAAUUGAUUAACAAUAACUCACGCAAAUAGCAUCAACUCUUGCGACCUCUCAACAUUAAAGGCAACUUUUCUGAAUUCCCUUUAAUUCUUAAUGGAUUGUUAACUUAAGCAAAUUUAACCUGUUAGGGUUAAGUGCAAUAAACAAAAUAUCUUUCUUGUUUUUACCUUAUUGAAAAGGUGCAAUACUAGAAAUGGUGAUCACUGAAUGAGAUUAUUAGGUCCUAUGGUAAAUUUGUGCCAACCAAUAAUAAAACCCAAACAAACAGUAUUAACCGUCAGAUUACUGAGUCAGGGUUAACCGCUUAAGUAUAAAAAAUCCGAUGAUUAAGAAGAUUGUGCCAUUCAUGGACUAAAAAAGCUUGGACUUUGAACUUCGUUGUUAAUUUAUUACUUACCAGCAUUUCAUCCCGCAAAAUUUUUCGCAGAGAUUGCAAAGUCUUUUUCUCCGGGGCAAUUUACUAAAUUUAGUAAAUUUGAGACAGAUUCUGUGGAGAGGUUUGCCUCGACAGGAACGGGUUUCUCGAAUUACUGUGGAACAAGGAAGUUAAUGGUUAAUAAUAUUAAUUACGAGGUUGAAUAUGUUAUGAACGGAAUUAUACAAGUCGAUGAGGUUGAGGCCGAGGUGAAUAAUCUCUGAGAUCUGCCAAUUCUACACAUUACAAAAAAAUUACAUUUUCACUUCCAUGCAGAAUCACUUCAAAGUAUUUACCUCGGUUGUUGUUCAGCAGUUGCAGAAUAGCCCAUUUUAAAGUUACAGGUGAAAACGAGGGUUGAGCUGACCUUGUUUUGACACAACCCUUCCUGCUUUAUUAUGUAAAUAAUGUUUUUGUUGUGCGAACUACGAAUUUUUAAGCGUAAUUUCCAUACGAAAAAUAAUUAAAAGAGGAUUGUAUCAAACCAAGGUCAGCCUCAGCCUCUCGUCCACUCAAAAACUAGCCAGGGUAUUAAGCUCACAACUGUAAAAUGGUCUAUUACGUGAGGUUAAUCGUAGAUACUUUGCAGUUAUACCAUCACUGACGUUAGUGGCCUCACGUCAGUGAUGGAAUAACUACAGAUAUGGUUCAAAUUUUGUGAGCGUCAGUUGGUUAUAAAAAAUCAGCCAAGGGAUUAAAGCAAAUCAGACACAUUUUUUCAAAAGAGUAAAGGGAUUAUUAUUAAUUAAAAAUACGUAUUCAUUUCUGAUGGACCUUAUCUCUCGGUCAAGUCCUCAUAAACAGCUGGCGCUAAACAGAUUUGAAAGAUGCUUAGAUUAUACCAUCGUUGACGUCAGUCACUCAAACCCCCAUGAAAUGUACUCGAAAUUUACACAACUUGAAUUAACGCGAAUUAAAAGUAGAAUAAGACUUUCGAACAAAGGACAGAGGUCGCGACAGAGAGGGGAAAAUUUCAAAAUGAAGGAAAUGUACGCGACUUUCACAAAGAAACCAAAGAAACAAAACUUGUUGAGACAAAGGAACAAAGUUUAAGGUAUAAGCCGAAGUAAAUAACAACUUUUUUGGUGGUACCAGUUCCCUGGCGAACAAAUCUGGCCACUUUGAAGGUUCUUCACAACUUCACUAUUACUGGUGGAUCUUCCCCUCGAUAAAAUAUUCCUCUUUCUUAGGUGUCAAGAAUUCCAGAAAGGUAUCGAGAAUUGGGAAUUUUUAAAAUUCGCAUUAAUUUCAUGACGAUCUAAUUUCCAUUAAUGGGGUAAGUAAAAGAAUUAAAAAUAUUUUUCUGGCAAGGAAGCUCAAAUUGACGGACCGUAGGGGUUAUUACUAUGAGCUCCCCCCCUCCCCAAACUUCACAGUAUAAAUACAACAAAUUAGCGGCGAAAUCAUUUUCAAAUAAAUGUAAAGAAAAAAAGCAAGCAAAAAAAGACGCUAAAUGUGGAGAAUCAGCUAAGGAGAAAUGCUUUUAAUCUAGAAUUAAAAAGAGAAAUAGUAGCAGCACUUUUAUAUUAAUUACGCUUUAGUGAACUGACAAAUUUUGGACCCUGAAAACAUCUACCAAAAAGUACGUCUAUAUAAUUACGUUUGUAUAUUUGUUCGUGCAGGAAAUAAGUGGAAAGUAUCCACAGAUUUUAACCGCUGUUUUAUGAGUAUCUGCAAGAAAAACAUAUCUGUUCAAACUCUGCAGCUGCCGAGGAGCAAGCCAAUGUUUCGAAGACAAUCUACGAGAAUGUAAGGAUGUUAAAAACCUUGGAAAUAUUUUAAAUGAAGGAUUACUAGCCCUGGCAAACACCCUCUCUACAAUUUGUAGUCACACUAAUAACAACCCAUACAGGCUGUAGUUUAUGUUCAAGAGCAGCAGAAUAGUGCAUGGAUCUCUUAGGCUUGUAUGUUUUGGUUUCUUUAAUGUAUUAGUCUCAAGAAAUUCCUCCUCAUGUUUUUUUUUUGUUUGUUUGUUUUUUUUUUUCAUAUAAAUUAGGCACACAUAUUCAGGUGAAUAAGACGAAUUUAAGAAAAAAAAAAAAGGUUUUCUAGAGCAUCAUCACAAUAUUUGCACUGAGAAGAAAAAAAAGCUUAAGAGGUUUAUUAGCUUGGUUGGUACAGCGGUGGUCUGUUAAGAGCGGAAUGUUCCGGGUUUGAUUCCUUGAGCGGACCAAUACUUCACGACUGAGGGUCUUCACUGAAUAAGGUACCGCCUUUGCUCUCAAAACGGCCCCAGCUUCUCGUGUUUCAGGUGCCGGACCAAGUAGAACUGCGGCUGUACCAUUUCGGAAAACAUUAGUUCUUUCUUGUUAAUACAUCGACACUCAAGGUAACCAGGUUUUUUUCAUUUAGAAAAGGAAUGGAAAAACCUUUUUUUUUCUUUUUUUCUCAUAGGCGCAAAGUACUGAUCUUCAUUUUGCAUAUUGUCUUAUGUAACUAGGUCAGAUUUAUCCGCUUAAUUUUGUUUCAAAUUAGUUACAAGGGUAGCUACAUUUUCUUACUUUACGUCUACAUUUUCUUCUUUUUCAGUUUGAAUGUGUGUCUUUCUUGCAACAUGCGUGCAAUUUUUUGGUUUGACACUUAUUAUUUAGGUAGGUUUCGAAGUAGAGGAUUGCAAGUGAAGAAGUGCUUCCCAGGUAUAAUUAUUUGA